Molecule: messenger RNA, 1149 nt
Organism: Diabrotica balteata
Lineage: Eukaryota; Metazoa; Arthropoda; Insecta; Coleoptera; Chrysomelidae
Source: the annotation of a GenBank genome assembly
AUGAAAGAUGUGCAAGGAAAUGAAGUGAAGAGGACUGCUAGGAAAUUAGGAGUUGUAUGUGAGUGCAAGUCACUCGCGAGGUUUUGUAAUAAAAUAGAUGAAGAAGUAAGGAGGGAAAUAUUUGACACAAUUUGGAAAUUGAACUGGGACAACAAAAAAUGUUAUGUAAGGUCCGUUAUGAAAACCUGGACAAUAGUUCGAUUUUUGAAAGAUGGCUCAGUAGAGGCUGUACCAACAAAUUGGCUGAGCGGCAAUACCUGUUCUUGGCCACAUUAUGAGGCCAAUAAAUUAGGAAAGGCCCUAAAAAAUGGUGACCCACCUCUAGCUACGUGGGAAAAACUUGACAUAAGUUCAUUUAGGAAUGCGACCUAUGAUGAUUACAGUAUUACAAGGAGGAAGUGCCAGAAGGCGGAGGAAACAUCUGAUCCCAACUCAUCAGAUAACAGGCCUCGCAGAUGCCGUCCUCCAACAAAGUUUGCCACCACUAGCAGCAGCAGUGAUUCAGAGAAUGCCAUGGGGCACAAAAAUAAAACCAUCCAAAGCAAUCUUCCAAAAAUGCCAGAAUUUGCAUUAAAUAAAGAAUCAGGAAUUAUUCCCCAUUUAUAUUCGCUCUGUUUUUUAGGUGAUUCAGAUUCUUUGCAGGAAGAGGUAUAUGCGAAAGAAACCAUGGAAGAUGUAGAAUCAGAAUAUCUAAAACACAUCCUUAGAAAAUUAAGUAUGUUCGAGUUAAUUGUUACUGACUUACGGGCUGAAGUCAGUAAUCUUUUCAAGAUAUCUGCAUCAACACCACCCCGAGAACUCCGAGAACAGCCCACUAUAAUAAAUAUAUGGGAAAAUUUCUCCCUGCCUUUGAACUCCGAAGAAGAGUUUGCGAAGUUUGAGGAUUUUUUGAAAUCAUCAGAAAAAAAAUUUGAAUCGGAUGACUCAGAUCGUGGCAGUUCAAAUGGUAUUGGCGAGAUUUCAGACCAUUCUUCAAAUCCAAAUCCAAAAAAAUGGAAACGUUUGCAAGCAAAGAAAAAAAGGAAUAGUAGUCCAGAGUACGUAGGACAAAAAGGGAAGCUCACGCAGCUAAACAAGUGCAACCUUAUCCCCAUUGCGGUAGGUAUAAAUGCAGAGUUCUCCGAAAAUGAAAUAAACUAUACAUUUUAA